AUGUCACCAAUACCUGAUUUGUUAGAACAAGACAUAAUUAAAACUAAAGAAAAGAUUAAUAAAAGUAACCAUAAAGUUUACUGUAAGGCAUAUAUUAAUAUAUUGGGUGAUGAUGGGAUGGAAGUUUUUGUUUUAAAUAAAAUGGAUAGGAUAAUUGCACACCUUAAAAAAUGUACAUAUUUUAUAGAACAAACAACAUCUGAGAAGAGAGAAAAAGUCUUUAACUUAUCCAAUGAUGAACAAUCAAGUUCAUAUGAUACCAUGUUUACCUUAUUACAAUCAUUCACCCAGAAGGGCAUUGUACAAUUCACUUCUUUUGGCCCACUUGACAACUAUUCUGUUUAUUCAUUUUCGCAACAAGACUAUGAAAAAUUUAAAGUUCUUUUGCUAAGACUAACGCUUCCAGAUCGCCAGACUCUUAGUGAACCAACUUUAGAGGUAGCAGUUUCUAAUAUGAUAGAGGAAUGUUUGAAGCUCUUCAAAAAGAUUCAAUUGUUGCAAAAGGCUUUUAAUAUAAGCAAAUUAAAAGCUUCUAUCACAUGGGAAUAUUCACACAAGUCAGACCCUGUUGAAUUACCUCUACCCAGUUUUCAAGAUAAAUACAACACAGAAAAUAAUGAUCAGCCAAAUAUAAAUUACGAAAAAUUGAAUGCAUGGAUCAAAAUAUCGAAAAAUGAAAUUGAUAAAAUUGCACAAAUAUAUAAAGAUGAGAAUGAGAUGUUAACUUCGGAAAUUGAGGAUAUC
Molecule: messenger RNA, 744 nt
Organism: Cetraspora pellucida
Lineage: Eukaryota; Fungi; Glomeromycota; Glomeromycetes; Diversisporales; Gigasporaceae
Source: the annotation of a GenBank genome assembly